This is a messenger RNA of Brassica oleracea var. oleracea, 1806 nucleotides long. Its product is annotated as NAC domain-containing protein 26. Gene Ontology annotation, molecular function: DNA binding. The transcript is spliced from 4 exons. Bases 331 to 1539 code for a protein of 402 amino acids. The record is from RefSeq and is a predicted model, not a curated record. NCBI's taxonomy places the organism in Eukaryota, Viridiplantae, Streptophyta, Magnoliopsida, Brassicales, Brassicaceae. Gene Ontology annotation, biological process: regulation of DNA-templated transcription.
UACUUUCUUUUCUCUUUCCCUAUCUUCUCUCUCUUUCUUAACUUUCUCUUGGGAUUCGAUCUCUUUCCGGUGGCUAUUCCCGAUGAUAACUGUCAAAUCUUCUCCAUUUGCACAACCUCUCCUUUAGGGUUAGCUAUCUCCUUCUCUAUCUCUCUCUAGCUCUAACUUUAUAGUGUAUUUCAUGAAGUGGUCGAUCUUUACAAGAGGAAGAUUCAGUAGAAUCUAACUCAAGACUCGGAUCUUUUUAAAGGUUUGAGUUGAAUCUGCCUGUAUUCGAGCUUGCUAAGGUUAAUCUCAAUACCUACCGAGAUCGAAAAUAAAAAUUAAAGGAUGAAUUCCUUUUCACAUGUACCUCCUGGCUUCAGAUUUCAUCCAACCGAUGAAGAACUUGUAGACUACUACCUAAGGAAAAAGGUUGCAUCAAAGAGAAUAGAAAUCGAUUUCAUCAAAGACGUUGAUCUCUACAAGAUUGAGCCAUGGGAUCUUCAAGAGUUAUGCAAAAUAGGAAACGAAGAGCAAAGUGAAUGGUACUUCUUUAGCCAUAAAGACAAGAAGUAUCCCACGGGAACUCGAACCAAUAGAGCGACAAAAGCAGGAUUCUGGAAAGCCACUGGAAGAGACAAGUCUAUAUAUUUAAGACAUGGUCUUAUCGGUAUGAGGAAGACACUCGUGUUUUACAAAGGAAGAGCCCCAAAUGGACAGAAAUCGGAUUGGAUCAUGCACGAGUAUCGAUUAGAAACAAAUGAAUAUGGAACCCCUCAGGAAGAAGGCUGGGCGGUGUGUAGGGUUUUCAAGAAGAGAUUGGCGUCAACAAUGAGGAAAAUGGGCGAUUACGAUUCUUCGCCUUCUCAUUGGUUCGACGACCAGCUCUCUUUCAUGGCCUCCGAGCUCGAUUCCAAUCCCCCAAGUCGGACUCUUCACAAUCAUCAUCAUUAUAACCAACACAAUCACCAGCAGACAUUGCCUUAUGGCCUCGAUGCGUCUUCAGCUUAUACACUCAACAACAACCCUAACUUGCAGUGCAAGCAAGAGCUGGAGCUACAUUACAAUCACAUGGUACAACAUGAACAACAAAAUCAUCAUCAUCAUGAAUCUAUUUUCUUCCAGCUUCCUCAGCUUGAGAGCCCUAACAGUAAUUGCAACUCGCUACCUUAUGGAUCAAGCAACAAUGGUAAUAACACAAGAAAUAUUGGUGACUUGCAGCAGUCAUCAAAUCUCACUCAUGAGGAACACUUGCAACAAGGGAGUCAAAGUUUUAGAUCAGUUUGUUAUGAUCAAGGUGACCAAGUGAGUACGGAUUGGAGAGUUCUUGAUAAGUUCGUUGCUUCACAGCUAAGCGAGGAGGUUGCAGCCACAGCUUCUGCUUCUACUCAUCAAAAUAACAACAAGAUGGACGCAAGAAACACUGAUUAUCAAGUGCAUCAGGGAAUGAAUCUGCUGGACAAUGAUUCGGAAAGGGUUGUCGAUAUGGGAGAAGAGCAUGCAAAUGCUCAUGCUGGUUUUGAUUCUUCGAGUUGUCAGAUGGAUCUCUGGAAAUAGUGAUCAAAAAGAAGAAGAUUCAAGAUGAAUACAUGUGAAAUAUACAUGCACACUAGUGCUGUGAAGAUGAUGAUGGUGGAGACCGGUUUAAAAAUAAGUUGGAAGGAGAAAUAACAUGGAGUUAUUUCCCCGAUUUAUAGAGGUUUUGUACAUAAUAAAAACCUAAAUAAUAUGGUAUUUUCUCUCGAUGAUUCUUGUUUCAGUAUUGUAUUAUAUGUAUAUGAUAUAUGCAUGCGUGAAUGCAUGUAUGCAGGCAUAUAUGCAUCU